Messenger RNA from Cercocebus atys (sooty mangabey), 1649 nucleotides. RefSeq names its product Myb/SANT-like DNA-binding domain containing 1 (gene MSANTD1). Lineage: Eukaryota; Metazoa; Chordata; Mammalia; Primates; Cercopithecidae. The record is from RefSeq and is a predicted model, not a curated record. The transcript is spliced from 5 exons. Gene Ontology annotation, biological process: positive regulation of DNA-templated transcription. Gene Ontology annotation, cellular component: nuclear body. Bases 156 to 1022 code for a protein of 288 amino acids.
CUAGCCUGAGCACAGCAGGACCCUGCCUACGUCCCAGGUCUCCACCAGGGACAGCUGCUGCCGAGGCCUGACCUGCCCCUUCUCCCUCAGGUGCCGCUGGUUGCCCAGCCCCUGGCCCUAGGAGACCCCGCAGCGACCAAGGGUCCCAGCAGGCCAUGCAGCUGUGCCAAGGCGCCUGGAGCAUGGCGGCGGCCGAGGGGCCCGGCUACCUGGUGUCUCCCCAGGCGGAGAAGCACCGGCGGGCCCGCAACUGGACCGACGCCGAGAUGCGCGGCCUCAUGCUGGUCUGGGAGGAGUUCUUCGACGAGCUCAAGCAGACCAAGCGCAACGCCAAGGUGUACGAGAAGAUGGCCAGCAAGCUCUUCGAGAUGACCGGCGAGCGCAGGCUGGGCGAGGAGAUCAAGAUCAAGAUCACCAACAUGACCUUCCAGUACAGAGAGUCUAGAAACUACAGAAAAGUGAGGAAAAAGCAACAGGACCAGCCCCAAGUUCCCAGCAUGCACAGGAAAUUAAAAUGCAUGACAGAUAGCGAGUCCGCCCCGCCCGACUGGCCCUAUUACCUAGCCAUUGAUGGGAUUCUGGCCAAGGUCCCCGAGUCCUGUGAUGGCAAACUGCCGGACAGCCAGCCGCCGGGGCCCUCCACAUCCCAGACCGAGGCGUCCCUGUCGCCGCCCGCUAAGUCCACCCCUCUGUACUUCCCGUAUAACCAGUGCUCCUACGAAGGCCGCUUCGAGGACGAUCGCUCCGACACCUCCUCCAGCUUACUGUCCCUUAAGUUCAGGUCGGAGGAGCGACCGGUGAAGAAGCGCAAGGUGCAGAGCUGCCACCUGCAGAAGAAGCAGCUGCGGCUGCUGGAGGCCAUGGUGGAGGAGCAGCGCCGGCUGAGCCGCGCCGUGGAGGAGACCUGCCGCGAGGUGCGCCGCGUGCUGGACCAGCAGCACAUCCUGCAGGUGCAGAGCCUGCAGCUGCAGGAACGCAUGAUGAGUCUGCUGGAGAGGAUCAUCACCAAGUCCAGCGUCUAGGCCAGCAGGUGGCGGCGGUGGGGCCGGGCCACCCAGGGCAGGCCACUCAGGCCAGGCGGGCAAGGGGGCCGCCCCGUGAGAGGAGACCGCCUUCCACCUGGCCUCUGGCGGGAUGUCCCUUCCGAGGGGUGUUUUGAGGAACCCCCAGGCCCUGGGGACCGUGAGGCUCCAGUCUCCAGCAUGAACGCCCUUCCUCAGACACAGGCCAGGGCCUCCGGGGGUCACUCUGAGUAAGAACAUCCUAGAACCACUCUCCAGUGUCGUUACUAUCAAUAAUACUUGACAUGGCUUUGAUAUUAAAUGUAUACUUUUUCAUUCUUGCCUGGACCGCACGGUUUGCUGUUGCUGACUUGGUGAGGAUGCCCUGAUUGAUGGAUCCCAAAAAUGAAAGCAGGUGCAAAUGGGUCGGGGCAGGCUGGAGCUGGGGGGAAAGCUCUGCCCUGAAGGGAACCUGUGUCCUCCCUCACCAGGACCUCUGCGUCUGUCCUUAAAUGGCCUCCCACGCCUGAUGAAAACCCCAGGGAGCCUUCCGGGAGGCUUUUAUUCAGCUCUGUUUGGAGCAUCAGGUGUUUCUACUGCCUCCUUAGCAAUGACACUAAUAAAAGUCGUAACACCUGCUCGCGUGCA